Aspergillus pseudoviridinutans is the source of this 444-nucleotide messenger RNA. RefSeq lists its product as uncharacterized. The coding region runs from base 1 to 444 and encodes 147 amino acids. The record is from RefSeq and is a predicted model, not a curated record. Lineage: Eukaryota; Fungi; Ascomycota; Eurotiomycetes; Eurotiales; Aspergillaceae. The transcript is spliced from 2 exons.
AUGGGCUCCAUGUCAAAUGUGGCCAAGACCCUCCUUAUCCCCGCCGUAAUAUCCCUGGCGCUUUAUCUCCUCCUCUCAUUCCUCAUCGUCCCAUUCUUCCGUCGCUAUCAUCAACGCUACUCACAAUAUCUUCCGUUGCAAGCGAUUUCUGCGCACACUUUAUCCUUGCGAGAUCGUAUAGCCGAUGCUGUCAUGCGCUUCUUCUUGCCAUCGUCGUGGCGGCGGCAGACCGACGGACAACACGAUAACAUUAGCAUAUUUGACGAGGAGGGGGAAAUCAUGGUUGGGAUGGACAUGGAUCCCUCUCGGAGGGAAGCGCUGGAAAGACGGCGCGAUAUAACGGCUGACGCAACCAGCCGACUCAGCCGGGACCUCGAGCAGGGGUUCAUGGACGAUAGCGAUGAUGAAGGGGAUGAUCAUGGCCAUUCAAGGGUUCGUCGGUGA